GACCAAACAGCAGCUUCCUCUGAGUGAGUCCAGCUACAGGAGAGAAAAGUGGAAAACUCCAUCACUGCUGCUUCAAGCUGCUGACGCUCCACACACUGAAUCUUCACUCACAGACUCAAUGGCUUCCAGAUCAGAGGAGGAUCUCUGCUGUCCGGUCUGUCAGGAGGUCUUCAGAGAUCCUGUUCUUCUGUCAUGUAGCCACAGCUUCUGUAAAGACUGUCUGAAGAGAUGGUGGAGAGAGAGACCAACAUACGAGUGUCCAGUUUGUAAGAAAAUAUCAGUGUAUGAUCCACCUUUAAACCGGGCUCUAAAGAACCUGUGUGAGUUGUUCUUACAGGAGAGAGAUCAGAGAGCUUCAGAGGCUCUCUGCAGUCUGCACUCUGAGAAACUCAAACUCUUCUGUCUGGACCAUCAGCAGCCAGUGUGUGUCGUCUGCAGAGACUCAGAAAAUCACACCAACCACAGAUUCAGACCCAUCGAUGAAGCUGCACAACAACACAAGAAGGAACUUCAGGAAACUCUGGAGCCCUUAAAGAAGAAGUUAAAGGUUUGUGAAGAAGUUCAAGUGAAGUUUGAUCAAACAGCAGAACACAUUAAGGUCCAGGCCCGACACACAGAGAGGCAGAUUAAGGAUCAGUUUAAGAAGCUUCACCAGUUUCUAGCAGAGGAAGAGGAGGCCAGGCUGGCUGCACUGAGGGAGGAAGAGGAGCAGAAGAGUGGGAUGAUGAAGGAGAAGAUGGAGGCUCUGAGCAGAGAGAUAGCAGCUCUUUCAGACACAGUCAGAGCCACAGAGGAGGAGCUGAGAGCUGAAGACGUCUCAUUCCUGCACAACUACAAGGCUGCAGUGGAAAGAGUCCAGCGCUGCCCCCUGCUGGAUGAUCCACAGCUGCCCUCAGGAGCUCUGAUAGACCAGGCCAAACACCUGGGCAACCUGACCUUCAACAUCUGGAACAACAUGAAGGACAUGGUCUCCUACACUCCUCUCAUUCUAGACCCAAACACUGCUCAUCCAGAACUCAUCCUGUCUAAGGAUCUGACCAGUGUGAGAGGAGGAGAUGAACAGCAGCUUCCUGAUAAUCCAGAGAGGUUUCAUUCUGCUUACCUUGUCCUGGGCUCUGAGGGCUUUAACUCAGGGACUCACAGCUGGGAUGUUGAUGUUGGAGACGGUACAGGGUGGGUACUGGGUGUGUUAGCAGAGUCUGUGCAGAGGAAGGGAAGCAUACGAACUGGAUUAUGGGCUAUAUUGUUUAGUAGAAGAAAAUACUACAAAUGCUCACCAUCAGCUCCUCGCACUGCUCUGUCAGUAGAGAAGAAGCUCCAGAGGAUCAGAGUGAAUCUGGACUGGAACAGAGGAAAGCUGACGUUCUCUGAUCCUGAUACUAACACACACAUACACACCUUCACACACACUUUCACUCACAUGAUGUUUCCAUAUAUUCACACUGAGGGUAAAGUGAAGGUGUGUCCGUUGUUGGUGUCAGUGUCAGUGGAGCAGAUGAGUUGAGGAUGAUGAUGUUUC
Oreochromis niloticus (Nile tilapia) is the source of this 1519-nucleotide messenger RNA. Its product is annotated as nuclear factor 7, ovary-like. Bases 119 to 1504 code for a protein of 461 amino acids. The transcript has 2 exons. The record is from RefSeq and is a predicted model, not a curated record. NCBI's taxonomy places the organism in Eukaryota, Metazoa, Chordata, Actinopteri, Cichliformes, Cichlidae. Gene Ontology annotation, molecular function: protein binding; zinc ion binding.